This is a messenger RNA of Puccinia graminis f. sp. tritici CRL 75-36-700-3, 816 nucleotides long. RefSeq lists its product as uncharacterized. The record is from RefSeq and is a predicted model, not a curated record. The coding region runs from base 1 to 345 and encodes 114 amino acids. The transcript is spliced from 3 exons. NCBI's taxonomy places the organism in Eukaryota, Fungi, Basidiomycota, Pucciniomycetes, Pucciniales, Pucciniaceae.
AUGCGUUUCACCGUUGCAAUUGCCGCUGCUCUCGCCGCCCUCAGCUCUGUUUCCGCCCAGAACGGCAUGCAAUGCGGUGUCAACCAUGCGCUCAUCCCUCUCGACUUACUCCAGUCUAACUCUUGCAGCAUGACCGGCAUGGGCGGUGGUCCCAACUUCAUGCAGUGUGGCGGCGACGCCGGCGAUGGCUUCUUCGGUCUUGGCGCGAUUGUCUCUCUUGACCUUCUCCAACAGAACAAGUGCUCCAUGAGCGGGGAACCAGGCCCCUUCGACAGCUUCGCCGCCGGUGGAGGUCUCUUCCGCAAGGAGGCCAACAACCAAAAGAAGGAUGACAAGAAGGCAUGAAGCGUCCCUCGAAGAGAUUAGCCACGGUGACAUUCAAAGAGUUCUGCCGUCCUCUUCUCAUUCGAACGAUAGCUCCAACCAAUACCCUCCUCAUUGGCCUGGUCAUCUCAUCGCUUCUGUUCCUCAUAAUCUGGUUCUCAAUAGUCCCCGGAAUUGUCUGCUCUGUGUUUCCUUUCUUCUUGUCUAACUUGACCUCUACCACCUCAACGGCUAUUGUUAUACAUUCCCUUUUCAACUAGUGGCUCAUUCAACUCUUGUGAAGUAUAUUUUCUUGCAAUGAUCCAACCCUCUUGACAUGCAAUUACCCUAGUCACUCGUUAAUCCUGAGCUUAGCGUGGCUUGCCACUUCAAACGUCCCUGCAUGAGCUUCACCAAUCUCUGGUCGUUUUUGCUUCAAUAAUCAAGAUUCCUAAAUCCAUCACACUCACCCGAGCGAUGAUGUUUGGGGUGGAGGAAUGAGAUGAUUAUGAA